AUGGAUGAGAUUGCCCCCGAAUACGAUGUUGUUGUCCUCGGCACCGGCCUGACGGAGUGUGUGCUGUCUGGUGUACUCAGCGUCAAGGGCAACAAGGUUCUUCACAUCGACCGCAAUGAUCACUACGGAGGCGAAGCUGCUUCAGUAAACAUCGAGACCCUCUUCAAGAAAUACGGCAACGUCAAGUCCGGCGAGGAACCCUGGAAGAAGUAUGGCCGCGUCAACGACUGGAACGUGGACCUGGUGCCGAAGCUGUUGAUGGCAAAUGGCGAGCUGACCAACAUCCUCGUCUCGACCGACGUCACCCGAUACCUCGAAUUCAAGCAGAUUGCCGGUAGCUACGUUCAACAAGGAAGUGGACCCAAGGCGACAGUAGCCAAGGUGCCCUCCGACGCCGGCGAAGCUCUGCGCUCGUCUCUCAUGGGCAUGUUCGAGAAGCGAAGGGCCAAGAAGUUCCUGGAGUGGGUUGGUGUAUUCAAGCAGGAGGAUCCGAGCACUCACCAGGGUUUGAACAUUGCCACGUGCACAAUGAAGGAGGUCUACGAUAAGUUCUCGCUGGAAACCAACACUCGUGACUUUGUUGGCCACUCGAUGGCCCUUUACCAGGAUGACGACUACAUCGACCGCCCGGGCAUGGCCUCCGACGCUAUCAACCGCAUCCGUCUGUACGUGAACUCGAUGGCCCGGUACGGAAAGUCGCCCUACAUCUACCCCCUAUACGGACUUGGCGAGCUCCCCCAGGGCUUUGCCCGUCUCUCCGCCAUCUACGGAGGUACCUACAUGCUCAACACCGAUGUCGACGAGGUGCUCUACGACGAGAGCGGAAAGGUCUCCGGCAUCAAGGCCACAAUGAAGGACCGUGAGGACGGCGGCGAGACGAUGAAGUUCGAGACCAAGACCAAGAAGAUUAUUACAGACCCGUCCUACUUCCCCGGCAAGGUUUCUGUCACUGGCUACCUGCUCAAGGCCAUUUGCAUCCUGAAGCACCCCAUCGACAAGACUGAUGGCAGUGACUCGCUCCAGCUGAUUAUUCCCCAGUCCCAGGUUGGACGUAAGCGCGAUAUCUACAUUGCCGUGGUUUCCUCGGCACACAACGUUUGCCCCAAGGGCUACUACAUUGCCAUCGUCUCAACCAUCGCCGAGACGGACUCCAACCACCACCUCGAGCUAGAGCCAGGAUUUGAGCGCCUGGGCGAGAUUGAAGAGAAGUUCUUCCCUCCCCCCAUUCCUCUCUAUCAGCCUCUUGAGGAUGGCAAGAAAGACAAUAUCUUCAUCUCCAAGAGCUACGACGCCACAUCUCACUUCGAGACGACGACUGAUGACGUGCGGGACAUCUACCGCCGUGCGACUGGCGAGGAGCUUGUCGUUGAAGGUCUCCGGGAAGGUCAGACUCUCGCGGAGGAGUAA
Aspergillus mulundensis is the source of this 1407-nucleotide messenger RNA. Its product is annotated as secretory pathway gdp dissociation inhibitor. The transcript is spliced from 7 exons. Gene Ontology annotation, cellular component: cytoplasm. The coding region runs from base 1 to 1407 and encodes 468 amino acids. Gene Ontology annotation, biological process: small GTPase-mediated signal transduction; vesicle-mediated transport; protein transport. Gene Ontology annotation, molecular function: Rab GDP-dissociation inhibitor activity. The record is from RefSeq and is a predicted model, not a curated record. NCBI's taxonomy places the organism in Eukaryota, Fungi, Ascomycota, Eurotiomycetes, Eurotiales, Aspergillaceae.